CCCGUCUGCAGUCACUGUAAGACGGGCACGGCUGUAGCGCUGCUGACGUCAAUUACUUGUAAAUAAACGACAUCGGCAGAAAAAUUCUGAUAAGAAGACCGUCAGAGAAGAGCGAUGUCUUCACCGCUUGGAUCGCUCGAGGUUCUCAGCGAAGUGGACCUCGAUGAGUUCGAGCUGCUCGGUGGCGAGUCUCCUGAGCUCGACGACGAAGACGGCUGGCUCAUCGUUUCGUCAUCGACGCCGCCGACAGAGGAUGAUAUUUUCGACCGUUUUUCCGAUGAGGAAUUCGAUGUCGAACUAAAACCGUUUGCUGUAAAUAUAGAAUUAAUAAAAACAAACCAAGACAAUCGUGGCAAUGAUCGCGAGAACAAUCAGGAUCAAAUUAAUCCUGGUAUAGUAGAAGAAAAUGAAAUAAAUGAUACAGGAUGCAGUGAGGUUUCGAUUUUCGGAAACGAAGAAAUAAUUAGCUUCGUUGAUGGGCAUUUCGACGCUGGUACCCUUGAUACGCAAACGGAAGAUGAAACUUUCACCGAGCUGCGCCAACAACGUGAAUUCGAUGAAGUUUUGUUGAAUUUUAGUGCAGACGAAAGCUUUGCCUCAGAAGAUUGUGAAAUAACCAUGGAAAGUCUCAUAGAUGUGGCGUUUGAAAUUGAAACCGGACAUUCGUUCAAAGAUUUGGGCAUGUCUGGCCCAGAAAAAUGUGUCUCAGAUCAAGAACAGGAGGGUGUUCUUCUGGCGAACGGCUUGAGCUGUGGAAGCGACAAAUCUUAUUCGACAUCGCAAGAUUUGGGAGAUGAUUUAAAUACUGUAGAUGAAGUAGAUGAGCUAUGCUGGGACUCGCUGACCGACAUCGCGUUUGGAGAUGAUAAGUUCUUCCUCGUUAGUCGCCCCGUUUCAUGUGGAGGGAAAACCAAAGAAGACGAGAUGGCAUGUAAAAAUGCUUGGAAACUAAAGACUGGAAAUGAUGAAAGAAAGGAUAAUCUUGUCCAGAACAUCGAAUGUGAUCUUAGAGAGAAUAUUUUCCUCAGCAAAAAACAUACGAGGAGACGCAAGAGGCUACGUCGAUGGGCUGAAAAGAAGUCGUUCACUAAAUUUCCGAGGAGCGCCAUAACCGAUAACGUAUGUGCAAACGAAACCACGAGCUUCGAAAACGUACGGGGUAUUCCAGACUGCACCACUCUCAUGCUGUCAUCAAUUUUCGAAGAAAGAAACCUUGUGUCAGAACCUUGUAACAAUAAUAUUUCUGAAGGUGUGACGGUAGUUUCAUCAGAAGAAAUGGCACAUACGUCGUGCACUCUGGAACAUAAGAAUUGUACCCUGGAACAUAAAAAUUGUACCCUGGAACACAAGAAUUGUACCCUGGAAAAUGAAAAUUAUUGUCUCGACUUCAGCCAUGAACAAAAUGGUCACGAAGAGAUCCUCAACAAGGAACAAGACAGACAGGAAAGCCAAGACAUACCAGACAUGGAUGGCGACAGAGCGCAGGAGUUAGAAGAUAGGAAGGAAGAAGAGGAAAAUUUGGAAGAAUAUUUUUCAGAAUUAUGUGGCUAUGAUCUGCCUUACGACCAUCCCCCUGAUGAUUUCAGCACGCGCAAGAUUGAUUUCUUCGGCAGUCGACUUCGGAAGAAAUUCUGCCGAGACUUGAUGAAGAAGCGAGGCUGCUCGUGGAGAGUGUGUUACUACCACUACUAAUUUGAUGAAGAUGAGAGACGGCUCAUGGAAAGUGUGUUACUACCACUACUAAUUUGAUGAAGACGAGAGACGGCUCAUGGAAGACGUUACUACCACUACUAGUUUGAUGAAGAUGAGAGACGGCUCAUGGAAGGCGUGUUACUACCACUACUAAUUUGAUGAAGAUGAGAGACGGCUCAUGGAAGGCGUG
This is a messenger RNA of Hyalella azteca, 1882 nucleotides long. RefSeq lists its product as uncharacterized. Lineage: Eukaryota; Metazoa; Arthropoda; Malacostraca; Amphipoda; Hyalellidae. The transcript has 4 exons. The record is from RefSeq and is a predicted model, not a curated record. Bases 115 to 1692 code for a protein of 525 amino acids.